Molecule: messenger RNA, 981 nt
Organism: Solanum pennellii
Lineage: Eukaryota; Viridiplantae; Streptophyta; Magnoliopsida; Solanales; Solanaceae
Product: auxin-responsive protein SAUR21-like
Exons: 1
Coding region: 378-809 (143 amino acids)
Biological process (GO): response to auxin
Source: RefSeq, a predicted model, not a curated record
AAAGCUAUUUAGAGAGACUUUUGAUGGCUGAACUUAUAAUGCUUGUGCUUGAUGAUGAAAAGGAUCAUGAAAGAGGGCUUAUUUAUACAAGAAGAGCUGAUAAGUUUGUUAGGCAAAGCCAUGUGCUGAUGCCUGUUGGCCUAGUUGGUAUUUCUCAGCAAUGGCAAUAAUUUGAGAAACAAAACCAUGUUCUGCUCUCUUCUUUGUCAUGUAGAUUGGUGACCUUUAGAUUUCCAUCUCGGCAUCAACUCAUCGAUUCUUGUGGAUUUUAUUUCAAAUAAAAGAGGGGCCUAAUGUCAUUCUUCUACACAUUUCCUGUCUGAAUACUUGAUAAUAUAUAAUAGAGUAAGCAAAACCAUGUGAAGCUUCAUGUGCCAAUGUCUCUCACUAGUGGCCACCAAAUCCUCUUCGUAUAUAUACACACACAUAGAAAGUUUUUUUAUGCAAAACACAAGUUUCACUUGCUGUGUAUUUCUCAAAAUCUUUCAUUCUUUCUUUCAAGUCAUCAUUUGAAGUUACAAAAGAGUCUCACUAUGGGUAUCAAAAUGAGUCCCCUUAUUCAAGGUACAAGAAUCUUGAGGAGAUUUUCAAAUUCCAUAGGUGGUCCUAAAGGUCAUUGUGCAGUAUAUGUAGGAGAGAGCCAAAAGAAGAGAUUCAUCGUGCCAAUAUCUUACUUGAGCCAGCCUUUAUUUCAAGACUUGUUAACUCAAGCUGAAGAACAGUUUGGCUUCGAUCAUCCAAUGGGUGGUCUAACAAUACCUUGCAAGGAAGACAUGUUUAUUAAUCUCACAUCCCGCUUGAGAUCAUGAGUAGUAUCAAAGUGCAAAGUCUCUUGCAUAGAAAUUUUGUAAAUUAGUAGACUUAGAUACUAGAAAUAGGAGAUUUAAAGAGGAAAUUUUACUGUAUAGUUUAGAAACACAAAAUCAAUAGAAUUUGUUUCCAUGAUCAAUUUAUGAAUAGCAGAAGUGUUUUUUCUUAUUA